UACAGAUUUAUACCCGCGGCAUUUUUAUUUUUUUAUCACAACAUGUCGAAAAAAGAAACUUCAGACUCCGAGUCUCUCCCUGAAUAUUUAGACCCAACUUCACCAAGAUUUGACCCUAGGAGAGCAUUGUAUAGUAGAGUUGAACCUUUUCCUGGAACUAGUUCAAGACAGUUUAACAAUUUGACUGAGUUUGAGAAUUUUUUACAAGGGAAAGAUGCAAAAUCUAUGAAACAAAAAAAGACUGAAAAAGAAAAGUCUGAAGACAAUAAAGACGUUGGCAUUGUUGCUAUUAGAGCCGCCGCUCAGGCUAGAGAAAAUGUUAGAAAAAAAGCUAUAUUAGAAAAAAAUGCUGGACCAUUAGAAAGGUCAAAAACCCAGGAGCGGCGUAGAAUGGUUAGGACUCUGUUUACGGUAAUAGAAGGCUAUGAUAAAGGUCCACUCAGUUUGCUUCGUCGUUGUAUGAGCGAGAGAUUGAAAGUUGAGGUGAUGAUCCGGGCAGCUGUCUCUGUGCGCAGCAAGUGUCGAGGAUUUGUGGCUGCAUUUGACAAACAUUUUAAUAUGGCGUUGGUUGAUGUUGAUGAAACAUUUAUUAAACCAGAAGUGAGCAAGAGUGUUAAAACAAAAUCUAAAGAGGACAGUGAUAGAAAACCUCCUGACAAAGACAGUUCGUCUGGCAAAACAGUUUCUACUCACUCUGCAGAUAGUGUUUCCAAAGGCAAACCUCAAACGUCCUCUGGUUUAGAUCUCAGACAAAAACUUCUUUCAAAACAGACAAAAUAUAAACCAGAGGUUACGAUGACUGGCUCAAAGCAGAGCAGUCGGCUGGAUGUUGAUGUUGGUACAAGUCGACCUGCAUCUUCUCGCACAAGUGAAACGUGUAGAACAAAAACCCCAGCCAGUGAUUCCAAAUUUUCUGACCAUUCAAAAAAAGGGCUAAAAAGUUCUUCUACUUCACAGAAGUGUAAAGGUGAAUCAUCAGACCGAACUACAUGUACACAGUUCUGGCCAUUGUACAAGCAAUGGACAGAAUCAAGGUGCUAUUCACAAUACGAGAUUAUCAACAGGCAUGUAAAUCAGUUAUUUAUCAGGGGAGAUAAUGUUGUGAGUGUCUCCCUGGCAGAUGGUUGAGACAAUACAAUAAGGCAUGGUUCUUUGAAGUACAUGUAAGUCUGCAGGUUGGAAUACUUUAUUUAAACUGAUUGAUGAAUCAACACCAGCUUAGAGAUACAUGCACUUUUUGUUCGGGGAGGGAGGGAGGGGUGCAAAUUAAGGAUCUGUCCAUAGCAAAAAAGUGGAAUAUUUUAUUUUGACUGAUUGAUGAAUCAACUCCAAACAAAAGAGGAGCUUGAAACUUUCUCCGGGGUAGGGAUGGGGAGGGGGGAUCAUUUAAUUAAGGAUGGAUUCAUGGCUAAAAGUGCUUUUUACACAACCCAUAUGGUCAGAUAUAUGGAAUGCCUAAUUUAAACUUCCAUCUGUUAUUGUUUUUGUUAAUGAUACCUUUCAUUGUUGAAUUGCAUUAGAAUAUACAUGAAUCAUUAAAUGUUAAAUCAUGCAAAAUCUUCUUUAUGUGUAUUUCUUUUAAUUUUAGUUAUAUUUAAGGAGAUAGUCAUCAAAUUAAAUCAAUUAAAGAAUAUUUACUACAUAAAAUUGUAUUAUGUAAUCAAAAACUAUUCAGGUUUUUUUUUCUAAAAGUGGUUGUCUCCCUUGACCUAGUAAAUUCGAUAUAAGCUGAUAUUGGCUGUGGGUUCAUAUUAAUAUAUAAUUAUCUAAGAGUCUUGCUUAAGAGCUACAUGUAUAGUUUUGGUGCUGCACCCUGCCCUAUUUUGAUAGCACCCCUCAGCCUUUGUGAAGAUCAGCAUACCCUUCUGCCUACUUGGAAUUGAAUUCUGUUGAUAAUUAGAUAGUUCAUAAAUAUUUUGUUUAAAAGCUUCUGAUAUGAAUCGAAUACUUCAUAUAUCUUGUAGAUAAAAGCUAAAAUUAUUUAAAAUUUAAACUUUUCUAGCAUAGAUAUCUAAGUUUGUUAAAUUUAUAUAAAUUUAAGUUUUUCACAACCCGAAACAAUGUGCCCUUUUAAGCCUUAGCACACUGUCCCUCAUUUGCAGCUCCCUGCCCCUUUUAAACCCUAACUGAAACCCUGUAUCUAUUUUAACAUGUAUUUAAUAAAAGAACACAGAGAUUUAUUUUUUACAGUAAAAUUGAUUGGCAUCGCAACAGUCCAUUAAUCGUCUUCCCAGACUGAAAGACCGAGAUCGGGGAAGACGUAUUGCUGAUAUCGAUUAAUCGAAUAAUGUUCGCUUUGGAUUGUUUUGUAGACAAUUUGACAUAAAUGACAUUGAUGUUUGUUGGAAAAAGAAACAAAUUUACAAACAACAUAAAUAUUUCAUUUCUUUAUCUUAUUUGAUCCUUAAGCCAUGCAGUAAGUGUGAUUUUAUUUAUCAGUACCUACUUACUGGACACAAAAUGUAUUCUUUUAAAUCAACUUAUAUUUAUUAAUUAAUCUUAUUCAUUAGUUGGUUUGUCAGACCCAUUAUGAAAUCUGGCCGAUAGCCCAUCACUACUGUUUGUGCCAGACCCAUUCUGAUUUAAUCAGUCUUCGACGAAAAACAACAGCCUGAUUUUCAUUAUUUAAUAAGUGUCUGCUCUCUUUAUUUGGAUUAACUUCCAAGAUCCAACUGCUUAUCACCAUUCAUGGUGUCCUUAAAUACGAAGGGUCGUAUUUUGUGACAGUUGGCGCUCUUGUUAGUUAUUAAAUGCAGCUAGAACGGUUUGAUAUUUCUACUCACUGGUGAGCUGUUGUGAUUAUUUGUUUGGCUGUAGUAGUGAUUUUGGUAACAAAUCACUCUUUUAGCUGAAUUUUGUCCCUAAUGGUCAUUAAACUUGGUCAAAAGAUGAGUUUUUAUUAAUCCUAGGUUAAGUUUGAAUAAGGCUCACAUUUGGUUUAAAUCCAUGCCAGUUAACUCUCCAGCUAUAAGAAAUUUAUGGAACUUGAUCAUGUUUUUCGACCAAAAAUGAGUUUUCCUUGUUAUGCAUCUGGUAACCCUUAUAUUAUUAAUAAUUAACUCGUUUAUACCCACGUUGAUACUGAAAUUGCUUAAAAAAAUACCAUUAAAGUAUUAAAAAAAUCCUAGCUGUAGGAGGGAGCGAGGUCACACCUUUAGUGUGAUUUUUUUUUAAGAAAACUGAUACCAUAUCCACUCGGCCUUGAGGACUCGUAGUAAGCUGAUGGAUAUUUUAACCUUUAUAAAAUACAUUUGUAGCAUCAUGUGAUAUUAUAUUAAUCAACCAAUCACGAUACAGCCUUUUGUUAUUGCAUUACAAUAAUAUAUGCUCUUAAAAAUUGUGGAUUUUCCAAGACAAUAUUAGAGUAUACAUCAAC
Messenger RNA from Mya arenaria, 3376 nucleotides. Its product is annotated as U7 snRNA-associated Sm-like protein LSm11. Bases 43 to 1128 code for a protein of 361 amino acids. Gene Ontology annotation, cellular component: U7 snRNP. The transcript has 4 exons. Gene Ontology annotation, biological process: mRNA 3'-end processing by stem-loop binding and cleavage. Gene Ontology annotation, molecular function: U7 snRNA binding. Lineage: Eukaryota; Metazoa; Mollusca; Bivalvia; Myida; Myidae. The record is from RefSeq and is a predicted model, not a curated record.